Molecule: messenger RNA, 1083 nt
Organism: Entamoeba dispar SAW760
Lineage: Eukaryota; Evosea; Mastigamoebida; Endamoebidae
Exons: 1
Coding region: 1-1083 (360 amino acids)
Source: RefSeq, a predicted model, not a curated record
AUGUGCGAAAGAUAUAUUGCUUAUGGAGAUCAGUUUUACCUUUAUGAACCAAUGCUUGCUUAUCAUUGUUAUGAGUUUGGGAGUCAAUCAAAAAUGCAAAAUGAUAUAGUCUUAUCAAAAAAGACAUUGUUAAGACAAGCAUUGGGAAACACCAUUGAUGAUCGUGAAUUUCAAACUAGUUAUAUUAAAGAAGUAAUCAAAAAAUAUUAUUUAUCAGGUCAAAACGUUUUCAAACAAAACCCAGAAUCAGCAAAACAAAUAUUUCUUUUUGUUGUUGAUAUGAUUGAUUUGUUAAAUGCUUUCAUUCCUCUUCCAAAUGAAUUCCAACAAGUUAAAAAUUUUAUUGUACUAUCUCAUUUUAUCCCUGAAGGUGUUACCCUUGUGAAAGAUAUCUCAAUUCCUCAACAACCUAUUCAAAAUAAUUGUUCCCCUCAUCACUAUAACACUAACCCAUUUCCAGUUCCAAACUCUCAGGUUACUCAACAGAAUUUAUUCCCUACUCCUUCUCAACAGAAUUUAUUCCCUACUCCUUCUCAACAAACACAACAACUAAAACAAAACUUGUUUCCUGUCCCAAUCGAACAACAAUCAGUCAACCAAAAAAAAGAACAACCAAAACAAAAUUUGUUCCCAGUUCCUUCUCAACCAAAACAACAAUUACCUCAACAAAAUAUUAACUUGUUCCCAACUCCAAGUAAUUCUACUAAAGAAAGUAUUACCCCUGUUUUUUCUCAAGAAAUUUCUUCAACAGAAGAAAUAAAACAAAAGACAUUUACUGUUAGUACUAAUCAACAACCAACAUUAUCAAAAUCAGUACCACCACUAAAUCAAUUACAAAACCAAGUUCAUACACAGCCAAAAAAAAAUGAAAAGAUAGAGUAUAAACAAUCUCCUCUUGUUAAUACAAUUCAAAGUCAAAACCCAAUUCUCUUACGUAAAGUUAAUAUCAAAAAAAAUAUUAAAAUUGAAGACAUAGUAGCUGCAUGGAGUAUAGUUAAUAAAGCUAAAGAUUCAUUGCAAAUUGGUGCAAUAGAGAAAACAAAACAAAAAAUUUUAGAGGCAUUACAAUUGCUUGAAAAUUAA